CCUUUAUUACCAUACACGGAGCUCUCGAAGAAUUCAUUAAACACCAUGGAGUAUAUACCUGAGAAAAACCAGUUAGUACUAGCUAUCCGGAAAAUGAACUGGGAAGCAGUUAUAAGCGUUUUGCAAACGGAACCACAAUUGGUUAAUACUUACGAUCAGUUCCACCAGACGCCGUUAAUGCUCGUCCUUGUGUUCUGGUGGAGCGUACAAGACAACGAUUUGGAGAUGAUGAUUGACGCAGCAACAAAGAAGAACAUAGAACACGAGGACGAGGAGCGUCGAACUAUUCUCCAUUACUUGGCGAGGCGCGGACGUGUAUCAGCAUUAAGACGCGCGCUGCAAAAAUCAAACAUCAAAGUUAAUGGGGGCGACUUCGAUGGACGCACACCACUACAUGAAUGUCUAGAUAAUGAGAACCGCUGUUAUGAAGAACACCGCGAAACAGCAAUUUGCCUCAUGGAACAAGGCGCAUUAUUAAUAAAAGACAACAAAGGAAAGACGCCUCUUGAUUUGUAUGAUAAGAAUAAAUGUUUUAAAUACGGCGGUCGAUCGAUCAGACGUGAGAAGAAGGAAGAACUGAAAAAGUUACUUUUAGCCAUGACACUUCCUGCACAAAUUAAAGCCAGAGGAAAAGAUGCAGUUACUGCCUUCGCCAAUGAAAUUGAAAAAGGUGAAAUAACGUUGGUAAAUAGCAGAGUGAUGUUUCUAGGAAAGGAAGGGGCUGGUAAAACCAGCCUUGUAAAUUCCAUUUUUGGAAAACAAUUCAAUAAAAACGAACCAUCAACGGAUGGUAUUGUAACAACAACGGUAUUUCAAACUGGUGAAGACUGCAGCAAGUGGGAGGAACAUAAGGAUGUAGACGUGAGUGAAUUAACCAAGCAAAUACGAGAGUAUAAUAUAGCAGAACAUAUUGCAAGGAAGUUGGAACCACCAGAAAGCCAGGAAACCACAUCUAUGUCCGUAUCACCCAGUUCUGCAGCAUCUCCAAUGGUAACAUCAGAGGAAGCUAGAAGUCUAACUUCAGAGGAAAGAGAAACUUCUGAUGUUUUUCAGAGCGCUGCAAACGUAUCGACUAGACAGUUCGAUAGACUCCCAGAAGAAAUUGUUAAAAAAGUUGUUGCUAAACUUGACUACCAUAAUCCUAAACGCGGCCAUUUUAAACGAUUCUUUAAGAAAAUAACGAGAAAGAAGACUACUGACAAAAUACCGAGUGACGUAACAUGUAUGUGGGAUUAUGCAGGCCAAAUCUCAUAUUAUAUAACUCACAGGUUUUUCUUGACAGAUGGAUCGUCAUAUGUCGUUGUUUUUAGUUUGUUUGACCCUUUGAAUGAAUUGGCAAAAUCAAGAGGUCCACUGAAAGAUCAGUUUGAAAUGACUAAUCUCCAAAUGAUUAUUUUCUGGAUACGGUCAAUAUAUGAGCACGCUGUACUACAAUAUAAUGCAAGUACGAAAUUGAUAAAUGACACGAUAGCCUCACCCACAAUCAGUUUGGUUGGCACUCACAAAGACAAAUUAGAGGGAAGUGAGGAGGAUAAACAGAAUCAGAUUGAAGCAAUAUUCAAAAUAAUAUUUGAAGUAAUCAAAGGGAUGCCAUUCGAAGUUCACGUAGAUAGAACGAUGUAUGCUGUAGAUAAUACAUCAGCAAAUGACAAAGGGAUUGAAGAAUUGAAGAAAAAUCUCGGAGGUUACACAAAGCAAAUGGCAAAAACAGUUCCCACAAAAUGGGUUGAUUUCCAGUCGAAAAUCCAAGAAGUUGGGAAAACAACACUGCGCAUGUCCUUAGACGAGGUCACUAAGAUUGCUGUUGAUUGUGGAAUUCAGAACGAAAACACCAUCCACAUUCUCAACUAUUCAAAUGAUUGCGGAAUCAUUAUGUAUUCGCCAACUAACAUCAAGUUGAAGAACACUGUGAUUACUAACGUGCACAUGUUGAUUGAAAUCUUCACAAAAGUAAUCACAACAGAAGAUAAGAGACCCGCAAUGAUGAAGUUAUGGCAUCUGCUUGAUAAAGGCAUUCUGAGUGAGACAUUGCUACGUCAUCUGUGGAAACAUGAGUUGGAGGAAGACGCUAGCAGCUUUGACAUUUUUGUCGAAUUGAUGAAGGUUUUUGGACUGCUCUUUGAGAAGCAAACGCUUGAAAUAACGCAUCGGAUUGUAGUAGAUGCAAAUGAUAAACAAGUAAUAUCAGAACCACACCCGAGUGUCUGCAUGGAGGUAUUAAACUACUUGAAGCAUCAACUGAAGACUGUGUAUGGUACAACAGAAGGGAUCGGCUACAAAUUACGCGUCUUGUGCAGCGUAUGUCAACCAACACAGCAACCUCAUCUGCAUGAUCUUGAGGAUUGUCUGAAAAAAGAUAAAGUUUCGUGUGGAAAGAUGUCAAUGCAGACUUUUCGUUUCAAAAGACUUUUUUCAACAGAAUUUGUCGAAGAGAUCAAGAAUUUUCAG
Molecule: messenger RNA, 2448 nt
Organism: Anneissia japonica
Lineage: Eukaryota; Metazoa; Echinodermata; Crinoidea; Comatulida; Comatulidae
Exons: 19
Molecular function (GO): protein binding
Source: RefSeq, a predicted model, not a curated record